Messenger RNA from Fusarium graminearum PH-1, 2025 nucleotides. RefSeq lists its product as uncharacterized. NCBI's taxonomy places the organism in Eukaryota, Fungi, Ascomycota, Sordariomycetes, Hypocreales, Nectriaceae. The coding region runs from base 1 to 2025 and encodes 674 amino acids. Gene Ontology annotation, molecular function: RNA polymerase II cis-regulatory region sequence-specific DNA binding; DNA-binding transcription factor activity, RNA polymerase II-specific; zinc ion binding. The transcript is spliced from 6 exons. Gene Ontology annotation, cellular component: nucleus. The record is from RefSeq and is a predicted model, not a curated record. Gene Ontology annotation, biological process: DNA-templated transcription; positive regulation of transcription from RNA polymerase II promoter by galactose.
AUGCGCAAUAUCAAGGUCCCCUUGGAAAAGCGGAAAAGGGUAUCAAAAGCCUGCAACACCUGUAUGAAACGAAAACAAAAGUGCGAUGGCCAAAAGAAUUGCUCAUACUGCCGCAAGAAAGGCAUGACUUGCGUGUACCGGCCGAGUAAAUCCACCGUGUCGUCAAGCGACUCGACUGUGUCUUGCUCGCCUCCAAACGAUUUGGGCGAACAGUCACCGGAAGCUGUCGAAUACUCCGAUACACCAGACAUAAGUGGGAAAGUAACCAUGAGGAGAUCAACAAGUCCAGGGACAUUGUCCAGUUUCCGCAUUGCUUCUGCAUCAAGACCUGGAGAAUUUAGGAAACUUACGCACCCUCGGACAGCGUCGGAUCACCAGCCUAUAACAUUGUGUCUUCCGUUGCCAGAACCACCAUUCUUUUCUCAUUGCUAUGCUACCGAAUCUUUCGUAGCUCUCGUCAAGCAGCAUGUGGAGCGAAGCUCUGGAUCUUCAGAUUUUACAGAGUCGUCGUGUCUCUGGUCUGAGCCGCAGCAAACAAGCCCUGCAAGCCCUUGCCUAAUAUGGCCCCCUGAUUUGCCUCGAAUUACUAUUGAGAGGCUAGUCAAAUCCUAUUUCACCAAUGCCAAGACGCUUGGUUUCAUCGACGUUACAAGCCCCGAAUCUGUCGAAGCCAAACUGCAUCGAAUUUACAAUGGACCAAGCCAGGUGCACUAUUCAGAUCGGUGUAUUAUCUAUCUGGUGCUGGCGAUCGGGCUUACGUUUGAUUCUGGUCUAGCAGAAGGAGCUUUGCAGGUCACCAAUCUAAAAGAACAGUUUUUCGCAAGCGCUGAAGCAUUGCUUCAGUCAAUUGAAACACAAAGAGGAAUAGAGACCUACAAUGGUGUCCCAUGGACCCUACAGGCUCUCGUUUUGAUGUCGCUCUACAUGCUGUGUGUAUCAAGGCGGCAUGCUGCACACUCUUACUGUGGUCGAGCUUUCGAAGUUGCUCAGUCGUUCGGGAUUCAUCGAGGGAAAGAGGCUGAGGGCGAGGGAUUAUCUGGUACCCAAGCAUGGAUCAUACUAAGACGAAAGGUCUGGAGGAGCCUCUUCGUUCUCGACAGAUUCCUCGCUGCCACAUUAGGCAGGCCACUGACUAUUCAUCAACACACUGAAGAGUCUCUUAACAUGAAGAAAGGGACUCCUCUCAACUUUGUUGUCGAUGCAUGCCGGAUCAUCGAUAAAACCGUCAAGGUUAUAUACUCGGGAUCUGAGAUAUCGAUGAAAAAUGUAUUAUCAGGGAUUGAAUACCUUGACUUGCUUAUAGAUGCCCAAGUCGAUACGGCUCAUUCCGUGGAACAAGUUCGCGUCGACCCGCUUUGUCUCUAUGCUGAAAUUCUUCUUUGCCGGCCAUUCUUUCUUCUUCGCUUCAUCGCUUCCACGGAAGAACGCGAAGCUCUACAUAAUAUCGAACCACAAAUCAACAAGCUAUCACAGAGAUGCGUUUCCAAAUCGAUGAGAGUAAUAGAGACGCUCAAAGAAGGAAGGUGUCUCACUUCGUCUUUUCCUGUUGAUCCCUUUACUCCCUACGUCUUGAUUGAAGCGACAUAUGUACUACUGUGUACCAUGUUGGGGGCAAUGAAGGAAACAAACUCUUAUGCGAAGCAUUCCGCUUCGGUGCUGAAUUUGUUUCUACGUGAUUGUCAGAAUCACGCAAGGAUCGUCAAGCCAAAACCCGAGGGACACGCAUAUCAGACCAAAACCGAGCCCAUCACUGCCUACGAACCCAGUCAAUACCGCUCUCCUUUCUAUCCGCCAACACAGGGCAGUUUGGUACCUGUUUACGAUAAAAGAGCAGAAAUCGGGGAUCGGGUUGCUAUCAAAAAAGAAAGCGAUGAUCAUUCAAACGCUUUCCCAUCUACGUAUUUUUUCCCACUGGAUAGCAGCACGUUUCAUCACCAACCUUCAGCUGAGUACUCACAGCGUUCGUGGCACAACGAAUAUAAUGAUGAUAUGGAUCUCGACGGCUCAUACGAUUCGAAAAGGUGA